Protobothrops mucrosquamatus (brown spotted pit viper) is the source of this 2292-nucleotide messenger RNA. It is a transcript of the gene EXOC3L1, whose product is annotated as exocyst complex component 3 like 1. NCBI's taxonomy places the organism in Eukaryota, Metazoa, Chordata, Lepidosauria, Squamata, Viperidae. Gene Ontology annotation, cellular component: exocyst. The coding region runs from base 1 to 2292 and encodes 763 amino acids. Gene Ontology annotation, molecular function: SNARE binding. The record is from RefSeq and is a predicted model, not a curated record. Gene Ontology annotation, biological process: exocytosis; exocyst localization. The transcript is spliced from 13 exons.
AUGGGAAUGUCUGCCGAGGACAGCAGUUCCACCCGUCCCAGAGAGGGAGAAUGGCCAGAACUGGAAAAAGCAGAGAAGCUGGCAAGAGGGGCUGCCUUGAAGUGGGCAUCUGGGGUGUUUUACCAACCAGACAAGCUGGAUAGUCUUCCGCAGUACAAGAUUCGGGAGGUGCAGCGGAACAGGUUCAUUGAAUCCCGCCUAAAGUCCACUGCUCAGUCCUACCUGGAAGGCAUGAACACGGGCCUGGAGGAGCUGCAUUCUGCCCUCACUGAUGUCCAGCAUGUUCAAGAAGAAUUGGGGAGCAUUCAGAAGGACCUCACGUCAUGCCUCGAUUCAUUUCGGAGCUUACAGGAGCUACGAGAACUGGCCAUGAAGCAUGACCAGCUGGAGGCAGUGGUCCAGAUGUUGCCCCAGCUUUUCUCAGUACCUCAACUCAUUUCAGAAACUUUCAAUCUCUUACAAAGCCAGAACCUCUUGAAAGCUCAUCUAGGGCUCAUGGACUUGGAGAGUUUACGGGAUAGCAUCCUAUCCCAGUUGCAUAACCGCAACCUGCUCAGCUCCUUGAAUCUGACCAGCAUUGAAUCCUACUUCGGAGGUCUCCUGGAACUGAACGAUGCCUUGGCCCAGCAUCUGUGGCACACAGUUGCCCAUGCCACAAAAUUGGUGUCAGAGGAUCCAUCCCUUUUUGUAUCAGCUGUACGGAUCAUUGAGAGAGAGGAAAGCAUAGAUGCCGACGUGCUGCUGAGGUCCCAGCCUCAUGGCUUCCUCCCACCGGGACGCCCAAAAUGUUGGAGAAGGAAAUUCUUCCAAGUCAUUCAAGACACGAUCGUAGCUUCCUGUUUCCAGGCUGAGCCAAACAAGACUCAAGGCCAGUGGCUUAGUAGCCAUUUGGCAUCCUUGCAGAGUAGCAUCCUAACUGAAUUGUGCAUCGUGAAAGAUUUGAUGGUCCAGUGCUGCCCUCCUCAUUACGACAUCCUCACGGCCUUUGCCACCAUGUUCCAUCAAGGCCUAAGCAAGCACCUGCAUCACAUUCUUACCUGGGAACUAGACAAACAAGAGAUCUUUGCUCUGCUCCACUGGGCAAUCCAUGUCUACCCAAGUUCUGAAAUGAUGUCUCACCCACAUCUGCUUCCUGAAGUGGACGUCUCAGCCUUGGGUCCUAUGCUUCCAGCAGAUACAAUAGGCUCUCUGGAAGAGUCUUAUCUGGGGAAAGUACAGGCUAGCAUUGCAGAAUGGAUGCAGAAGGCUCUAGAAAUGGAGUUUGAGGAAUGGCUUUGUGGAAAAGAACCUGAAUCUGACUAUCAAGGCUUCUUCCAGACCAAUCUGCCUAUCAUUGCCAUGAAGAUGCUUGAUGAAAACGUUAAAGUGGUAUCGCUCAUCUCUGGGAUUUUCCAGCAGAAAGUUCUGGAAAUGGCUUUGGGAGAACUGGAGGCCUUUUUGGGCAGCCUGUAUGAGAAACUGGUGGAAUUUUGCAAAGCACACCAGCAAGAGCCCAUGGCAUCUACAUACUACACAGCAAGAUUGUUGUCCACUGUCAACAACUGCUUGGCUCUCAGCUCUUCCAUCUCAGCCUUGUGUGCCAAUGGGUUGCCAUCUGAAGGGCCUGCCAGGAUACUACCAACUCUACACACGGCCUUAGAGAAAACUCAGAAGAAGGCAUGCCAACUUCUACUGGAGGAGAUGCUGGCUGACUUGAAGCCAUUCUUUGCCCAGUUGCCCUCCCGCCAGUGGCUGCUGGAUGACCUUCAGCUGAUGAACAGCAUCUGCGAGGUGAUCGACAAACACGCGGACGGUUUCUGCAGAACUCACAAACCUAACAGCCUGUACCUGCUGUCAGAAGCUGAGCACCUGGUCAUGAGCCAGUAUGUGAAGUCCCUUUUACAGAAACGAAUGACGUGUCGAACAGCCGAGGAGAGGAGUAAGAUGUCCACAAGGAUGCUGCAGGACACCGCUCAGCUGAAGGAACUCUUCUCUGCCUUGGGCUUGGAGGAGGACAAACUGUCCCUCAAAGUCAUUGCAGAUCUGCAGCAGAUCAUCAGUGUCAAGGAUCCUUCUAUGCUUGGCCUGGAAGUGCUGGGAUUCAUGACAAAAUAUCCCGAUAUCAGUGAGGACCACGUUUCCAUGUUCUUGUACUUGCGGGGCGACAUCUCCAAAGAAAUCUGCAAUCAUGUGCUGGGAGUCAUGGUGAAAAAUCCUCAGGUCCUACCGGAGAAUUACGAUCCCGUUUUCAGCAAUAUCUUGGUUCCUGCUCCAGAAAUGCCCUUCUGCCUGGGCAAGUCCAAAUGUGCCUGA